GUGAUAACCGGUGACGCCUCGCCACAGACGCACCUCCUCUCUCUCUCCGGCUUUGUGCCCAGUGCCGAUCCCACGCUGCAGCUACCUAACCUAGCAUACCGGGGCUGCUAAACACCUGAAAAUGGCCCUCCACGUACCCAAAGCUCCGGGCUUUGCCCAAAUGUUGAAGGAUGGCGCUAAGCAUUAUUCAGGUCUUGAGGAGGCGGUCUUCCGUAAUAUCCGGGCCUGUAAGGAGUUGGCACAGACCACACGCACCGCUUAUGGGCCAAAUGGAAUGAAUAAAAUGGUCAUCAACCACUUGGAGAAGCUGUUUGUCACCAACGACGCAGCAACAAUUCUUAGAGAGCUUGAGGUACAGCAUCCAGCAGCUAAGAUGAUUGUGAUGGCAUCCCACAUGCAAGAGCAGGAGGUUGGAGACGGGACUAACUUUGUUCUGUUGUUUGCUGGAGCUCUCCUGGAGUUGGCUGAAGAGCUGCUCAGAAUGGGCCUGUCUGUGUCAGAGGUGAUUGAAGGCUAUGAGAUGGCAUGCAGGAAGGCUUUGGAGAUCCUGCCAGACUGUGUGUGUUCCUCAGCCAAGAACCUGCAUGAUGUUAACGAGGCCACAGCUCUAAUCCGCACAGCAGUCAUGAGCAAACAGUAUGGCAACGAGGAGUUUCUCUCCAACCUCAUUGCUCAGGCCUGUGUCUCCAUCUUUCCAGAAUCCGGCAACUUCAAUGUGGAUAAUGUCAGAGUAUGCAAGAUUUUGGGUUGUGGGUUGACAGCCUCGUCCAUGCUGCAUGGCAUGGUUUUCAAGAAGGAGACAGAGGGAGAUAUCACAUCAGUCAAAGACGCCAAGAUUGCAGUUUUCUCCUGCCCCUUCGACUGCACGGUGACAGAAACCAAAGGCACAGUGUUGAUAAAGAACGCUGAUGAGCUCAUGAACUUCAGCAAAGGAGAGGAGGACAUGAUGGACGCCCAUGUGAAGGCCAUCAAGGAAGCUGGGGCCAACGUGGUGGUCACUGGAGGCAAGGUGGCUGACAUGGCCCUGCACUACGCCAACAAGUACAAGCUCAUGGUGGUCAGGCUCAACUCCAAAUGGGACCUCAGGAGGUUAUGUAAGACUGUGGGAGCUGUAGCUCUCCCCAGGAUGACCCGUCCAACUCCAGAGGAGAUGGGUCACUGCGACAGCGUCUACCUGACAGAGUUGGGCGACACCCAGGUGGUGGUCUUCAAACACGAGAAGGAGGACGGAGCCAUCUCUACGCUGGUGAUCAGAGGCUCCACCGACAACUUGAUGGAUGACAUUGAGAGGGCCGUCGAUGAUGGAGUCAACACCUUCAAGGUUCUGGUCAGGGACAAGCGCCUGGUACCCGGAGCUGGAGCCACCGAGAUCGAGCUGGCCAAACAGAUCACCUCUUAUGGGGAGUCCUGCCCGGGUCUGGAGCAGUACGCGAUUAAGAAGUUUGCUGAAGCCUUUGAGGCCGUGCCGCGAGCGCUGGCAGAGAACUCCGGUGUGAAGGGGAAUGAGCUCAUCUCCAAACUGUACGCUGUGCAUCACGAGGGAAACAAAAACAUGGGCUUUGACAUUGAGGGAGAAGGCCCCUCGGUGAAGGACAUGCUUGAAGCUGGCAUUCUGGAUCCCUACCUGGUCAAACACUGGGGCAUCAAACUAGCCACCAAUGCCGCCGUGACCGUACUGAGAGUGGACCAGAUCAUCAUGGCUAAGGCUGCAGGGGGACCCAGGGCUCCCAAGCAGAGAGGCCAUUGGGACAAGGACGGCUGGGAAGAAGAGCCUGAAAAUUUUGAAACUCAUCAUUAGAGGGCACAUAUACCCUCCUUUAGUAGAUCAUCAUGGCCAAACCGGCAGGAGGACCCAAAGCUCCCGAGGCCAGGAAGGACUGGGACGAGGAGGACUGAGCCUGAUGUCGUCCAACCCUUGCUCUUUAAAUCUUCACCGCUCACACACACAUGGAAUCGCAAACCUUUUCUACUUGUUUAUUUAAAGUUCAACAGUUGGGUUUAUUUUGUAGAGAACAGCCAUGUAUUGGUUAAGAAGAUAACCUCAAAAUAAAAUCUGUGGAUGGCACUGUUUGCUUUUUAUGUUCUUAGUCCCAAAUAAAAGGCACUUGCGCUGUCAUGUCUUGA
Molecule: messenger RNA, 2124 nt
Organism: Myripristis murdjan (pinecone soldierfish)
Lineage: Eukaryota; Metazoa; Chordata; Actinopteri; Holocentriformes; Holocentridae
Gene: cct8
Product: chaperonin containing TCP1, subunit 8 (theta)
Exons: 16
Coding region: 122-1798 (558 amino acids)
Biological process (GO): protein folding
Molecular function (GO): ATP hydrolysis activity; ATP-dependent protein folding chaperone; ATP binding
Source: RefSeq, a predicted model, not a curated record